Molecule: messenger RNA, 1395 nt
Organism: Amphibalanus amphitrite
Lineage: Eukaryota; Metazoa; Arthropoda; Thecostraca; Balanomorpha; Balanidae
Product: glycine-rich cell wall structural protein-like
Exons: 2
Coding region: 84-1262 (392 amino acids)
Source: RefSeq, a predicted model, not a curated record
CGCGCGGUAUAAAUGUGGACUGCGGCGCUGCAGGAGUCACUGACAGCCGUCAGCCUCCCACAGCACAACACAGCUCCGGCAACAUGAAGCUGGUGAUCCUGCUCUGUCUGGUGGCCUCUGCCGUCGCUGGCUACGGCGGGAGGUACGGCUACGGCGGGAGGUACGGCUACGGCAGCUAUGGAGGGUACGGCGGCUACGGAAGGCUGGGCGGCCUCGGCUUCGGCGGCUUUGGAGGCUCCAGCAGCCUCGGGGGCCUGGGACGGCUGAGAAGUUACUACGGCGGUCUCCGGGGAUACGGUGCUCUUGGCGGUCUCGGCCAAGGCAGCUUCGUCGGCUUCAGCGGACUGGGUGGAUUCAGCAGCCUGGGAGGAUACGGCGGACUGGGAGGAUACGGCAGCUUCGGCAGCUACGGCGGACUGGGCGGAUUCAGCAGCCUGGGAGGACUGGGCGGAUACAGCGGACUGGGAGGAUUCGGCGGAUAUGGAGGACUGGGUGGAUACGGCGGACUGGGAGGAUUCGGCAGACUGGGCGGAUUCAGCAGCCUGGGCGGUGGAUACGGCAGACUGGGAGGACUGGGCGGAUACGGAGGACUGGGAGGAUUCGGCAGGCAGGGCGGAUUCAGCAGCCUGGGAGGAUACGGCGGAUAUGGAAGACUGGGUGGAUACGGCGGACUGGGAGGAUUCGGCAGACUGGGCGGAUUCAACAGCCUGGGCGGUGGAUACGGCAGACUGGGAGGACUGGGCGGAUACGGAGGACUGGGAGGAUUCGGCAGGCAGGGCGGAUUCAGCAGCCUAGGCGGUGGAUACGGCAGACUGGGAGGAUUCGGCGGCUCCUACGGAGGACUAGGAGGAAUCUCGAGUGUGAAGGCGGCCGGUACUCCUGUCAACGUAUACACCCAGACUGCGGUGCUGAGACCGGGCUACGGCUAUCUUGGAGGCUUCGGAGGUCUCACUGGAGGCUACGGAGGUCUGACCGGAGGUUUCGGAGGCCUUGGUGGAGGCUACAGAGGCUUGGCUGCUGGGGGCUUUGGAGGCCUAGGUGGAGGUUUCGGAGGCCUGACUGGAGGCUACGGAGGCCUUGUAGGUUACAGUGGUCUCGGAGGGUACCGCGGCGGCUCGUACCUCGGCGGAGGGUACCGCGGCGGCUCGUACCUCGGCGGAGGGUACAGUAGUCUCGGAGGGCACCGCGGUGGCCUUGGGGGAGGCUCCUACCUCGGCGGAGGGUACGCGGGCUCGGGUCGCUAUGGUGGAUUCUACCACUGAUGUUCCGCUGCAAUGAUUUAGGUAAUGCUUCGUGCACAGUCACAGCUUGUGUGUGUCACUCUUGUCCUUGUGUCCGAUGAUAAUGGUACUGUCGGUCAUAGUAGGCACUCGUAGAUAAUAUAUGUUUCAGCUU